AUGGCUGAGAGCCGUGCUGCUUGGAUUUUUGCUCCCAACGCAUAUCCGCUUACCGAAGUUGGUCCCGGGGUAACCCAAUUCACCAAAGGACGGAGAGUAUUGGUAUUUAUUUCCGUGCUGGACGACACAUUGAUAGACCACUGGCUUAGCAACAGACACGGCAGCUUUCCCGUGACGAAGAACCCGGCUCGUCCUACAUCUCAGUUAUUUUCUACGUUGUCUGAAGUGCUCGUUACUGAGAUCCCAGAUUCUCUCAGCUUCGCGCAGGCAGCGGCCCUGCCACUUGCCCUCUCUACAGCUUGUUCUGGUCUAUAUCAUCCGGACUACUUGAGCCUGCCUUUGCCCUCCGCGACGGAUGCCACGCCAACCGGGCUAUCGAUUCUAAUACGGGGUGGUGCGUCUUCCGUCGGUACAGCGGCAAUUCAACUAGUCGUUGCCUCCGGCCUUACCGUCUUCAAUACUGCGUCCCCUCCCAACCAUGAUUUUGUCAAAUCACUCGGUGAUCAUGUCGUCCUUGACUACCGAUCUGCAGCCGUCUCGGGUGACAUUGCAUCUAUGCUGUCGGCAGACGAUAGGUUCAUUGAAGUCUAUGGCGCAAUCGCAGAAGAGAGUGGCUUUACUGCCAUGCGGUCGAUUUUAUAUCGGUUGGGCGUAGCUGUGCACGUUGCCAGCGUGCUACCGUAUGGCGGCCAGCGUACAGGACGAUUCAGUUUUGGAUUUGGUAAGAUCGGAUCGAUUAACGAGCCCAUAAUCGUUUCCAGACUACUGAAAUUCUUAUACUUCAGUUAUGGCAUCUUCAAUUGA
This is a messenger RNA of Aspergillus ruber CBS 135680, 804 nucleotides long. RefSeq lists its product as uncharacterized. Bases 1 to 804 code for a protein of 267 amino acids. The record is from RefSeq and is a predicted model, not a curated record. The transcript is spliced from 2 exons. NCBI's taxonomy places the organism in Eukaryota, Fungi, Ascomycota, Eurotiomycetes, Eurotiales, Aspergillaceae. Gene Ontology annotation, molecular function: oxidoreductase activity, acting on NAD(P)H.